Molecule: messenger RNA, 231 nt
Organism: Knipowitschia caucasica
Lineage: Eukaryota; Metazoa; Chordata; Actinopteri; Gobiiformes; Gobiidae
Source: the annotation of a GenBank genome assembly
AUGCGCGGACCGUCACCCGAACUGCUCCGUGGCGGCGUGGAGCGGAGGAAACGGGUCCGCGGAGGACGCACGGAACAGCCGCGCACUGGAAAUACACAUGUCCGGACCGACCCCCGGGCGAACCACACGGUGACGGAGGAGGUGAUGGAGGAGGUGAUGGAGGAGGUGAUGGAGGAGGUGACGGAGGAGGUGAUGGAGGAGGUGAGGAUGGACUCGAUGAUGGCCGUGUAG